This is a messenger RNA of Talaromyces rugulosus, 3120 nucleotides long. RefSeq lists its product as uncharacterized. Bases 1 to 3120 code for a protein of 1039 amino acids. Lineage: Eukaryota; Fungi; Ascomycota; Eurotiomycetes; Eurotiales; Trichocomaceae. The transcript has 3 exons. The record is from RefSeq and is a predicted model, not a curated record.
AUGGACCACCAACGUCCACCGCCGCCGUUUUCUCGAUCGUCGCUGUUCAACACUGCUCCCCAGUCUACCCGUCAGUAUGGUUCAGAACAACAGCAGCAGCAACAACAACAACAGUCACGCCAGGAUGGACGAACGCAUCCCUCGUAUAAUGCGCUACACCAUCCAGAGACGGAAUCGUCGAGAACAACUUCCUCCUUCGGCUAUGGUCCCCCUUCGUUCGCGUCAGAUAUGAGACCCAGGUCCCGACCUCUCUCGCCCAUGCGAUUUGGUGCCAUGCGAUCAGCUGCCUCUUCGCCUGAGAAGCAAAAUGGCGCCGCUGCGAAAGAAUCAUCAAGCGCGCUAUACCAUGAUGGCCCAACCGAGCCGUCGACGUCCGGACUUGGCUUCAAUCGCCGUCAGAUGCCUCCCCCCUCGCCUCCGCAGCCGUAUCCAUCUCGGAGCCUACCCGGAACAUCGUCGCAGCCUGCCCAUCCGCUUCCACGUGACUCGGCCUCGGCUCCCUUGCAUCGUCCCGGAAGUAGCAUGUCAAUAUCCUCCAUGCUGGGGGGCUCAGAUCCAGAUCGCUUAGCCCGUGAAGCCCCGCCUUCCAUCUUCUCACGACCUUCAAUGUCGUCGUCCUCCCCAUUCGGAACUACACGCACCCCUGGAGGAGCCAUGUCACCCCCCACCGCGCCUGCCCGACCCGCUUCUUCUGUCGAACACUCACUUUUGCGGCGAUCGCGGACUCCGGACAAACAGUACUCGAAAGACCGCCCCUCAUCCAAGUCGAGCUCUAACAGUAUAUCAUCUGACGCCUUCAAAUUCGUCUUUGGAAGAGCUCCCUUAUCCCAGUAUUCCGAAAAGGCUUCCAGACCACAAGGGUCCCCACCCUCCUCCGAACCGCCUUUAACACACUCCCGUCAACAUAGCCUGGGUGGACAGAGAGCUAGCAGCCAACCUAUCCAUGAAGAACAACGCGGUCCUGGAUAUAGUCCUCGGUCUAGAAUUUUAGGCGAGGGUCUUCUAGGCAGUACCCAGCGCCCAGCCUCCUAUGCAGAUCAUGAUAAUCGGCCGAUUCAAAGAUAUGGUGGCAUUUACUCGGACCGGGCUCGAGAAGAACAGACAGCUCGAGAGCGAGAACGUGAGCGUGAACGAGAAAAGGAACGAGAAAAGGAACGGGAGCGGAAUCGAGAAAGAGAGCGAGAGCGAGAGCGAGAGAGAAGCUCCUUCAACGAGUUAGAUAAUAAGGGCACUGUUGGAUCGCUCCAUGGCAGAUACGGAGUGCCGUUUUCUGAACGUGAACCGGAUCGACUGCAAAGCCAUGCACCGUGGGAAAUCAAUCGAUCUCAACCGGGAUCACCUGAAAACAGGCGGUUUGGAGGCUCAGAGUCUGGGUCUGGAUUUGGCUUCGGUGCUAUACAAAGUUACACAAAAUCUCUUGGUUCCCAACUGGGAACUUCUCGCGUCUCUCAACCCCCGCCACAACACUCUGGUGUCUCCCUUCAAUCUCGCCAGGAUCAGCCAACACCACCUCCCCAUGAUAACCCAUUCCACCACAAACCUACCCCGGGCCGCCCAAUCUCUGUGACCUCUAUACCUUCGGGCAACCAACAGCCGACAAGCGCUCCGGGGUCUUCGACAAACGACGAGCAACGCCGGAAGGGCAGUGAUGAUUUGAUGCAGCAUCGGAGUUUUCUCGGAAUCAAUGCUGACGGUCGUCGUGCCGGAAGAGCAUCGCCCCUACCGCAAGCUGUUCAAGGCGCCCAAGCCCAAAUAAUCGGGCCGGCUGGAGAAUCCGGUAUCAAAGGAGAGCUAGGACGAGUGUUUGCAGGCAUUGGCAGCGGAGUAGGCACCGGUAUAUCGGGCUCGGUAGGAAGUGGGCAUUCGACGCCAAUGACGGCGAGUCCCUUCAAGCGAGAGAGCCUACCUGGCCACCCGGAAAGUGUAGAUGAUAGCAAGUUUGGUCGUGGGGCGUCUUCUACCAAUGGAAGGAAACGAAGCGCGAAGGACGAAGACGUCCAAUUCGAGGCCGGUGAACAAUCUCUUGAUGGACGAACCACAUCUUCCUCUCGAGGUAGCUCUCGUCGCGGCCGCCAUGUCCAUCAUCACCAUCAUCACCAUCAUCAUCACCGCCACAAGAACGAAGAAGAGGGAGCGACACAGCGUACACCUUCUGGGCCAGCGAGCAUUUUGGGGAGAUAUGCACCCGCUGAGACGGCUGCUGCUCCUACGAGCGCACCACCUUCAGCACAUCAUCACCAUCAUCAUCACCACCACCACCAUGGCUCACGUCCUGCCGUGUCAGCUGCAAACACCGCUCCAGUACCGCCACCUCGGGAAGUUCACACGGUCGUGAAUAUCAAACCACUGCUGAAGAGUAUCGCACAUUUGCCGCGGCAUCAUCUUGGAUCAACGUUGUAUGCCCCACGCAUCGGUGUACCAAGCUCCAACUCGGGUGAAAGCCGCAAGUUUGGCUACACUAGCACUCCAGUGCCUAUUCCACGCUUUGAAGGCAAAGAAAACUGUACAUUCACUGUGCGUGUCCCUCGAUACCGCAUUGACACUGGCCAUCGAGAAGAGAUAUGUGCACGCCGAGCUCUUUGGGGUACGGGCGUUUAUACGGAUGAUUCAGACCCUGUGGCAGCCGCCAUUCACUCUGGAUACAUCCGUGGAGAAUGGGGAGACAAUGUUGACAUUUCGAUGCUGGAUCUUGAGGUCAAAGAUGGGUACAAUCACGUACCGCCGGCCGACGGAGAUGAGAGUUCGACAGGCAACAAAAGAGUGCCGCCGGUAUUUGAAGACAACAAGGACCUGCAUAUAACACUGCUCAUUCUUCCUCGGUUGGAAAAGUAUGAGCCUAGCCUCAUGUUUGGCCUCAAGUCUCGCCUGUGGGACGGCUCGCACGAUGGCAUGAGUUUCAAGGUCGAGCGUAUUGAGUGGGUUGACGAGGGUUCAACCCGUGGAGAGGAGCGCAGCGGAGCAGCCCGGCGAAAACGGCUGCAAAACAUGAUGCAGUCUGGACGAAUUUGCACUGGGCCUAGUUUGCUACGCAUGCGUGGUGGGGCUACUGGAGGAGUGAGGCCGGAGAAAGAUAUUGGUGCCAGCACGGCGGCAGCGUCUGCUACUGUGCAGCCUGUCUAG